Molecule: messenger RNA, 1262 nt
Organism: Chelmon rostratus (copperband butterflyfish)
Lineage: Eukaryota; Metazoa; Chordata; Actinopteri; Chaetodontiformes; Chaetodontidae
Gene: cabp5a
Product: calcium binding protein 5a
Exons: 7
Coding region: 200-709 (169 amino acids)
Molecular function (GO): calcium ion binding
Source: RefSeq, a predicted model, not a curated record
GAGGACAGGGCCGUCCCGCGUGAGGAGGGACACACACACACACACACACACUCACACUCACACAAACACACACAGGAAGACUCAGAGACAGACAGGAGGAAGAGGGCUCUGUGCGCUGCGUGGGCCAGCUGCAGGGUCUCGGCUUCAGAGGUCGUGUAUGAUGCGAUCGGCUGAUUUGAAGUAAUCACCAGAAGAAGAGAUGAGUUUUGGGGCAGCGUGCAUUUUCUUGCGAGGAGGGAAAAACAUUUCAAGACAACUGGCUGAUGACGAGAUUGAUGAACUGCGUGAUGCAUUCAAUGAGUUUGAUAAAGACAAGGACGGGCUGAUCAGCUGCAAGGACCUGGGGAAUCUGAUGAGGACGAUGGGCUACAUGCCCACAGAGAUGGAGCUGAUUGAGCUGAGCCAGAAUAUCAACAUGAACCUUGGCGGCAGAGUCGACUUUGAGGACUUCGUAGAGCUGAUGACCCCGAAGCUUCUGGCAGAAACGGCCGGGAUGAUUGGCGUGAAGGAGCUCAAAGACGCCUUUAAAGAGUUCGACAUGGACGGAGAUGGAGAGAUCACAACAGAAGAGCUGCGGUCCGCCAUGACCAAGCUGAUGGGAGAGCACAUGAGCCGAAGAGAGAUAGACGCCAUAGUAAAAGAAGCGGAUGACAACGGAGACGGCACAGUAGACUUUGAAGAGUUCGUCAGAAUGAUGUCCCAUCAAUGACAGUCGAGGAGGCCGUCAGUCAAGAAAAGCACCUUCACACCUCCGCGUCAAUUGACGUCAUCUUUCUGGAAAGCUCUUUGACUCAUUAACUUGUACCUAUUAACAACAAACACGUAAUAAUGUUCACAUUUAAGUGCUGCGAAGGAAAGUCAAGUCGCUCUCAGAGAGAAGUUUACAGCUAUGCAACGAUUGACAAUCAUGUUCUGGGACUUUUUUUUUUUAAUGAAACAGUUAUUGAACAGAGUUUGAAACAAAUGGAACUAUAUUGGUUUGCUGAUAUUUAUUUAUUGUAUAUACAGGAAGUCAUUUUGGAUUGUUUCGUUGAAUUUGAUUGAUUUUUUUGAAACGUAUGUAUCACUAACGGAAUAUAUUUAUUCUCUAAUUAUUCUGACAGUAUUGUAUCAUUCUUAUCACUUAAGCAAUUUCAUAAUCAAGCAUUUGCUAACAGUUAAGCUAUGUAUGUUGCUAUUUUGUGAGCAAUGUUGUUGCACUGAAUAAUUCAUUUGUGGAUGGAAUCCAACACGUUACAUGCUGGUACUUCUAAAAUAAAAUA